ACACGCUGUUAGAAUCAGAGAGAAAAACACACAGAAGGAAAAUAGGGGAGAAAAAUAAAAACGAUCUUCUUCCUCCUCCUUACCUACUGGUAAGAAAGAUGCAAGGAAAUGGCUUGAGUGUUCCUCUCGGCGUACGUUAGCAAAUACCUAUUUAGAUAUAUUCAUGUAAAGAUAUUUAGAAAACCUGGAUGGGGGUGGGAGGACAUUUCUGGGAUUUGCUAAAACCCUACGGCCGAACAGAGGAUUUUGAUUUCCUGAGAGAUAAGAAAGUGGCUGUCGAUCUCUCUUUCUGGACCGUCCAACAUGAGACCGCUAUCAAGAAGAGAGGAAUUGCCAGAAAUCCCCAUCUUAGAAUCGCCUUCUUCAGAACUAUCAAUCUCUUCUCCAAGCUUGGGGCGUUUCCGGUGUUUGUCCUGGAUGGGGUCCCGUCGCGGUUGAAGGCGCAGGCCAGGAUCGCGCGGUUUCUGCAGGCCACGGGCAUUGACCUCUCUGGUCUGCCUGUGGCCGAGGAGGGUGUUCCUAUUGAAAGGAAUCGAGCCUUUACGAGAUGCAUUCAGGAGUGCGUAGAGCUGCUUGAACUCUUGGGGAUGCCGAUUUUAAGAGCAAGGUGUGAGGCAGAAGCACUUUGCGCACAGUUAAAUAGCGAAGGUCAUGUGGAUGCUUGCAUCACAGCUGAUAGUGAUGCUUUCCUGUAUGGGGCCAAAUGUGUGAUAAAAUGCCUACGAUCCAACUCCAAGGAACCAUUUGAGUGCUACCACAUGUCAGAAAUUGAAGCUGGUCUUGGUUUGAAGCGGAAACAGUUGGUAGCCAUUUCUCUUUUGGUCGGGAAUGACCAUGAUUUGCAAGGAGUGCCAGGGAUUGGGGUCGAUACUGCUCUUCGCUUUGUCCAGUUAUUCCCUGAGGAUGAGAUUUUGAAUAGGUUAUGUGAAGUAGGGAAAGGGGAUGUUCUGUUUCUUCGGGGUAGUCCCAAAGCUGUAGUGGAUUGCAAUAUAGCCACUGGUGAUGAGUCAGCAAAGACCAGAUCUCCUCACUGUUCACAUUGUGGACAUCCAGGCAGUAAGAGAGCUCAUCUCAAGGAUGCUUGCACGCAUUGCAAUGUGUACGGUUAUGAAAAGUGCAUGCAAAAGCCAGUGGGGUUCAAAUGCGAGUGCUUCAUCUGUGACAAGGACCGAAGAAGCAAGCAACUUAAGAGACACGAAAAUUGGCAAAUUAAGAUUUGCAAAAAGAUUGCAGCUGAACAGAAUUUUCCAAAUGAUGAGAUCAUUGAAAUGUAUUUAAGCGAGAACCACUGGAGUUUCAGUGAAAAUGAUGGCCUGCCUCUUUUUUGGGGAAGCCCCAGAAUUGAAGCUCUUGUUGACUUCUUAGCAUAUCAUCAGCACUGGGAACCAUCAUAUAUAAGGCAAAGGAUGCUUCCAAUGCUGUCCACCAUUUUCUUAAGAGAGAUGGCUUCGAAAACCAAGGAUGGUCUGUUGCUCUGUGAUCAGUACGAGUUUCAUUCAAUUCAGCGAGUGAAAAUAAGAUAUGGUCACCAAUUUUACUUGGUAAAAUGGAAGAGAGCUAUUCCUAGUAUGGGUAAUGUUACCUAUACAAUCCCAAAUGAAGAGUCCGAUUCCCACCAGAGCGAGCCCUUGGGAGUGAUGGAGUCCGCUGAUGUAUUAGAUGAGCCAGAUGUCCCAGAGAUUCUUGUUGAUGAUGGAUGCUGGUUCCUGUUGACCGACGAAAAUAUGGAGCUGGUGCAGGCUGCAUUUCCCAAAGAAGUUGACAGAUUUUUGCUGGAGAAGGAAUUGAAGGAAUCAAAAUCAAAAGGAAAGAAAUCAAGAAACAAAGCUGGAAAUGGAGACAGGUCAGGAUCUCCAAAAUCGAAUGGCAUUCAGCUAAGCAUUACUGAGUUUUACCGAUCGAGCAAAGUGCUGGUUCAGGCAACGAAUGAAGAAGAUCCAGCUAAGAAUUCUGAGAAUAGCGGCGAAGCCCCCAUGAGAAAGAGCAAGAAGAGGGUGACCCGUUCAAGUCCAAAUUUGCCCAAGUCUGUCAGGAAGCGUCUUUUGUUUCACUAGCAAUACCUUUCUGCUUGGACACAGUUCUCCACCUUGAUUCUCCUCAUGUAAUUAUGAAAAAUGAUGUAAAUAUAGUGGGAGACCCGUUUUUAAUUAGUGUUUAAAUUAUUUUAUUUUGCAUGGAAAA
Molecule: messenger RNA, 2181 nt
Organism: Magnolia sinica
Lineage: Eukaryota; Viridiplantae; Streptophyta; Magnoliopsida; Magnoliales; Magnoliaceae
Product: flap endonuclease GEN-like 1
Exons: 8
Coding region: 189-2054 (621 amino acids)
Biological process (GO): pollen development
Molecular function (GO): 5'-flap endonuclease activity
Source: RefSeq, a predicted model, not a curated record